Ordospora colligata OC4 is the source of this 1926-nucleotide messenger RNA. RefSeq names its product tRNA synthetase class I. Gene Ontology annotation, molecular function: ATP binding; glutamate-tRNA ligase activity. Gene Ontology annotation, biological process: translation; glutamyl-tRNA aminoacylation. Gene Ontology annotation, cellular component: cytosol; cytoplasm; methionyl glutamyl tRNA synthetase complex. Lineage: Eukaryota; Fungi; Microsporidia; Ordosporidae. Bases 1 to 1926 code for a protein of 641 amino acids. The record is from RefSeq and is a predicted model, not a curated record. The transcript has a single exon.
AUGGAGAAGAGAGAACUCAAAGAAGAGCUUAUAAACUUUAUCUUGAACAAAAAGUACGGAAUUGAUGCGUUUGAUCCACCAGUAUAUGCGAAUGCACUGAACAGUAUUCCUAAGGAGCAUGUACCUAGUGGGUUGAUAAGUGUGCUAGAUACAUAUGCUUUAUCGAUUUCUAUUGAGGAGGGAAUAAAGUUCCUAGAGUGUUUAGAUCCAUUUGUGAAGAGAAUUGAAUCAGAUAAGCUUAAAGAUAUCAUUUUUGGAAUGAUCAACAUUAAUCAGGUGAUGAAUAAGGCAAUUAAAGAUAAGAACAAGAUGCAAAACUUCAUAAAUGUGUGUGAGCUAUAUGCAGAGCAAUUUAAAACAAACAAGAAUUUACUGAAGGACUUCAAUAUGGCAUUUAAGGGUGACCAAGGGAAUCUUGAAAUAGACGCGUCUUCUGUGAAGGCAGUAACAAGGUUUCCACCUGAACCGAAUGGAAGACUGCACAUAGGGCAUGCUAGAGCAGUGCUGCUGAACUGGUAUUUUGCAAAUAAGGAUGGAGGAAGGCUGAUUGUGAGGUUUGACGAUACAAAUCCUGAAAAAGAGCGUGAGGAGUUUGAGGAGGGGAUUUUAAAAGAUAUUGGAAUGCUUGGGAUAACAGAAUAUACAGUGUCGCAUACAAGUGAUUAUUUUGAUAGGAUUAUUGAGUAUGGAUUUUUCAUGAUUGAAGAAGGCAAGGCAUAUGCAGAUAACACACCACAGGAGCAGAUGAGGAAAGAAAGAGGAGAAGGAAUUGAGUCUCAGUGCAGAAAUACAAGCAUUGAAGUUAACAGAAAGGUGUUUGAGGAGAUGAUUGCAGGAAAUGCAGGAGGAUAUUGCAUUAGAGCAAAAGUGGAUAUGUCGAAUGUGAACAAGGCGAUGAGGGAUCCUGUGAUAUUCCGAGUGUGCCAUAGUGAGCAUUACAGAACUGGGUUACGGUAUAAAGUGUAUCCAACAUAUGACUUUUCAUGCCCAAUUGUUGACAGUCUGGAGGGGGUGACGCUGUCGCUGAGAGCAAAUGAGUAUCGUGACAGGAAUGCACAGUAUUACUGGUUUAUUGAGAAUCUUAAACUUGAGAACAAGCCAAAGAUCCACGACUUUUCGCGACUGAGCUUUGAGAACACUGUUUUGAGCAAGAGAAGCCUCAAGUACUAUGUUGAGAAUAAAUUUGUUAGUGGAUGGGAUGAUCCGAGGCUUGCAACAAUAUCAGGAAUAAGAAGACUUGGGAUGAGCAUGGAGGCGCUGAGGGAGUAUAUUCUGAUGCAGGGGAUGUCUCAGAAAAGCUCAAUAAUAUCAUGGGACAAGAUAUGGGCGAUUAACAAGAAGAAGGCAGAUCCUGUUGCACCAAGGUAUUUGUGUGUAAGGCACAAGGAUGUGAUUGAAGUGGAAGUAGAAGGUACGGAUGAUUAUUCAAUGCAUAUACCAUUGCACAAGAAGAAUACAGAACUUGGAAUGAAGGAAGUUUUCUAUUCGAAAAGCAUUUUGCUUUUACAGGAGGAUGGACAGGUUUUAGAAAAAGAAGAAGAAUUUACGUUGAUGAACUGGGGAAAUGCAAUAGUUAAAAGCAAAACGAUUCAAGAUGGAGUGAUAAAGAAGAUGGUGAUUCAACUGCAUCUUGAGGGAGAUUUCAAAACGACAAAGAACAAGAUAUCAUGGAUAUCAAAGAAGGGAAGCAUGAUUGCAGAGUUUGUGGAGUAUGGAAGCCUGAUGAAUGAAGUGGAAAGCGAGGAUCUUGCAGAGCGAUUCAAUAAAGAUUCAAUGAAAAGAGAUUACUGGUAUGUGGAGUCUGCAGCGAUGCAUGUGAAGCAUGGUGAGGUUGUCCAGUUUGAAAGGAUUGGAUUUUAUUACUGUGAUGCAUUAUUUGUGUUCAAUAUGAUGCCGUUCACCAAGCAGAAGAGAUCUGAAUGCUGA